UUUACGAAAAUAAAUGCUUUUUUGAGGUUGUAAGGGAAAUUGAUUAUUUUGCAUGACGAACAUGUGAUGGUGUUUGUGUUUAGUGAACUGAGCUGUUGUUGAAGUGUUUAAGUAUUGUAUGAUUUUACGUCAUUUUUUAAACAUAUAAUGCGUAUUUAUUAUUGGAAAUUAGCUGUAGCUUUACGAUUUUUAUUAACUGUACUUCCACAAAACGGAUAUAUUCAUCCUGAUGAAUUUUUUCAGACAUCCGAAGUCGUUGCUGGUGAUGUUUUUAAUUUUGAAGUGCUGCGGUCUUGGGAGUUUGAAGAAAAUUUUCCAAUACGUUGUAUAGUAUUUCCUUAUCUAACUGCAGGAAUACCAUUUUUAUUAAUGAAUAAAUUAUUAAGUCCAAUACUUUCUUUUAAUGAAAAUCCAUUAUUACUACUAUUAAUUCCUCGUUUAGUCAUGUUCUGUUUAAUGUUAGGCCAGGAUUGGUGCCUAUAUAAAAUAUGUAAAAUGUUUAAAAAAAAUUAUGUUUAUAGUUUAUUUAUAUUUUCAACAUCUUAUGUGACCAUUGUAUUUUACACAAGAACGUUUAGUAAUUCUAUUGAAUCAUUACUAUUUUCAUUUUUAUUGUUGGUUGUUUCGAAAGUUAUAUAUGAAUUAAGUGAAAGUAAUAAUGAUUCAAAUGAUAUUCCUUAUGGUAAUUUAAUAGGCUUACUACUAGCUCUGGGAAUUUACAAUCGUCCAACAUUUAUAUUAUUUGCAUUUGUUCCAGUUUUAUUUUGGUUGCAAAUAGGUUUAAAAAAAAAUGUUUUAAGUUUUAUUGUGAUGUUUUGCAGACUAUUGACAGUUAUACCAACAUUUGUUAUUGUUUGCUUUUUAUUGACAUUAAUUGAUACAAUUUAUUAUUCUAAAACAUCAAUUUCACACUUGUUUAAUCACUUGAAAGAUAUUUUUUAUUUGUUCCAGAAUUUAAUUUUUACGCCAAUAAAUUUUAUUCAUUAUAAUCUUGAUAAUUCAAACUUGGCAAUUCAUGGCAUUCAUCCAAGGUUUCUUCAUUUAUUAAUUAAUGUUCCUUUGUUGUUUGGAAUUCUUGGAUUAAUGGGUAUUUUCUGCUAUAUCCAAAUUCUUUUAAAAAUGGUUAAAGGUCUAUGGCCUUUUUAUGAUCUCUUACCACAUAAUUCAAUGAUGCUAAUGAGUUUUGUUUUCCCUAUUCUUACCUUAUCAUUAUUUUGUCAUCAAGAACCUAGAUUUUUAAUUCCUGUUCUUCUUCCACUUUGUUUUCUUUUUUCUGAUUCAAUUUAUGGCUACACUUUAAAAAAGCAAUGGCUAUUUAUGAUGUGGAUCCUCAGCAAUCUAGUCUGUGGUUUCUUUUUUGGAUUUGUACAUCAGGGAGGUUUAAUUCCCUCUAUGAUUUCAUUGCAAAAAGUAUUAAUGAAAAAUAAUAAAUUGGGAAUAAACUCUCAUGUAAUAUUUUAUCAUACUUAUAUGCCACCAAGAUACUUAUUAAAUUUAAAUUCAACUGAUCCUAGUUUUAUUCAUGAUCUUAGUGGAAAUGAUUAUAUAAUAUUUGAAAAUACUGUUAAUGAUAUAUUAUCAAAAGAUCACUUUAAUGAAACAGUAAAACUUUAUGUUGUAAUUCCAAAUACAAUUAGUGAACAAACUCUAAAUUCAAAGUUUGUCUUAUUGACAAAAUUUUAUCCUCAUUUUAGUUCUGAAGAUCCACCUAAUUUUAAAGAAUUUUAUUCUGAACAAUGGACUUUUGAUGUUUUUAAAAGAUUUUUUGGU
This is a messenger RNA of Centruroides sculpturatus (bark scorpion), 1770 nucleotides long. It is a transcript of the gene PIG-Z, whose product is annotated as GPI mannosyltransferase 4-like. Gene Ontology annotation, cellular component: endoplasmic reticulum membrane. NCBI's taxonomy places the organism in Eukaryota, Metazoa, Arthropoda, Arachnida, Scorpiones, Buthidae. The record is from RefSeq and is a predicted model, not a curated record. The annotation marks the transcript as partial. Gene Ontology annotation, biological process: GPI anchor biosynthetic process. Gene Ontology annotation, molecular function: alpha-1,2-mannosyltransferase activity. The transcript is spliced from 2 exons.